CAGCAGCAGUAGCCGUGGCUUCAGCCAGUCCAAUUCUCUCCCCACGGCGGGCUGCGUGGGGGGCAGCAGCAGCGUGUCGGCGGCCCGUCGCAGCCUGCGCCAGUUCCAGAUGCCCUCUCGGAGCCUGCCCGGCGCCAGGCUGGGCCUGCUGGGACCCACGCCACAUAGCGCCAGCAGCACCCCCACUGGCCUCAAGCAGGGACGACAGGGUCUUUGGUUCGCCAACCCCGGGGGCAGUAACAGCAUGCCAAGCCGAACCCACAGCUCAGUGCAGAGGACCCGCUCCCUGCCUGUCCACACCACGCCACACACCAUGGUCAUGUUCCAGCAGUCUGAUCUCCAGGUGCCGGUGACUGAACCAGACAUCAACAACCGGCUGGAGUCUCUGUGUCUGAGUAUGACGGAGCACGCUCUGGGAGAUGGAGUCGACCGCACAUCCACCAUCUGAGAGGAGGACCUGAAGGAGACCAGGAGAGACUGAGCUGGUCCCAGGAGGCUCGCCGAACACCCAAAGCCCCCCACACCCCACCCACCCCACCUGCCCAUCAGGCACCCCCAUAGCCAAUGGGAGAGGUCAACCGGGGAGGUGGGCGAGCUCCAAAUCACGCCACGAUUAGCCAGACUGUGAAAAACUGCUAACACAGCAGCAAAUUGGCAUGUUACCAUCUCGACAAAACACAGCUAUGCCCCAGCACCCUCAUAAGAAUCUGGGCUUCAGUGACAGAUAAGGCAGUAUAGACUCCCCUCCUCACAGUGUCGCACCCAGUAUAACUACCCACAACAGUGUCUGAGGAGUGCCCUCUGCCGGGCUAUGGGAGAUAUACUGUAGCAUCACUGGGGUCGGCCUCAGCCAACAACCGAAUGGCUCUGUUGAAAUGGGGGGGGUUGUGCAUUAUGGGUAUUGUAGAACAUCAUGCUACAGAGUUUCAGACUCUGUUCCCUUCUCUACCCUCACCCACAGUCCCAGUUACAGACCAGUAACACAAUCCACACACCAGUUCACACCAGUCAGCAUUUCUCCCGGUGUCACUGAGCCAAAAACAAACAAGCCAAGUAAACAAUGUGGGACACUUUGUGAGAGAAGCCUUGGCUUUUCCUCCCACUGUUUGGGAGAGUUUUAGGGAGGCCAUUUUUCAAAAGGCUUGGGAGAACCCUAUGCUCUGUAUAGGUGACAGAAAAAAAGCAUUUCUACAUGUAUUGUUUACACAAGAUGCUACUAUCAAGGGUACCGAAACAUUUAUACAUUUCAGGUAUGAAUGUUAUCUCUUGAAUUUUUUUAAUAACUUUUUGGAAGGCGGUGACAUACUACCCGUACUAGUCGCUUUAUAGACUAACGUCCCACAGUAGCUAUCAUUAUUACCACGGACUUAUUCAUUGUUUUGUUUUUUUUGCUUUUGUUCCUUUACCAAGGGCCAACGUGUGUGAAAAUGAGAACGCUAAAAAGAGAAAGGGAUGCGGCGGAGGUGUGUAGAAGGAAAAGAGAGGCAUGAGGAGGGGAUGGGAGGAGGGGAAAUGAAAGUGGAGAAACACAGGAUGGUCUCUGCCAAGUGAUUUGGAAGGAGAAGAGGACUUUAGCGAUGAUGGAUUCAUGUCAGGGGCAGGGACUUUGAUUUGAACCGAGACAAAAGAAAAUAGCCUCGCAGAGUUGUGGUAAAGUUCAGGGUAAACUCAUCUUAUACACCAGCCAAUGACAUAUUAUAUAUACACGUGUGUGUGUGUAUAUAUGUAUAUGUAUAUGUUUAUCUAUAUAUAUAUAUAUAU
Oncorhynchus tshawytscha (Chinook salmon) is the source of this 1761-nucleotide messenger RNA. Its product is annotated as protein Smaug homolog 1-like. Lineage: Eukaryota; Metazoa; Chordata; Actinopteri; Salmoniformes; Salmonidae. Gene Ontology annotation, molecular function: mRNA binding; translation repressor activity. Gene Ontology annotation, biological process: nuclear-transcribed mRNA poly(A) tail shortening. The record is from RefSeq and is a predicted model, not a curated record. Gene Ontology annotation, cellular component: P-body.